UGUACGGCGUUGUCGUCUGCUGAGUUGACACCCGGCCGUCGCAUUCGAAAGUGGUGCGUGGUGCUGGGUUGUAGUCGAAGCAUCUGCAAGGUUCGUUUUCUCACAGCGUGAGGUAAUUGCGGUCGUAAUGGCUGUAGAAGGAAUGGAAUACGAGGCUAUUAUCCAGGAUGGACCUAAGAAGGUCUCUCUAGCUACACACAUCGAUAGAGACCAAAUCAGGGAAGCAUACGAUGAUGUACGUUCAGACAGCACCCCUACAGAAUGGGCAGUAUUCAAGUUUGAAGGAAGCCGUAUUGUGUGCUCUGCAAAGGGUAAGGACUUUGACCAGUUCAGAGAGCAGUUUGGAGAUGAAGAUAGAGCCUUUGGGUACAUAAGGAUACAGAUGGGUGACGAGAUGAGCAAGAGACAAAAGUUCCUAUUUGUGACGUGGGUGGGCCCGUCUGUUGGAGUGAUAAAGAGAGCAAAGAUGAGCACUGAUAAAGCUGUCAUCAAGGACAUUAUUGCUAACUUUGCUGUUGAACUGCAGCUGGAGAGUCAAGCAGAGCUGGAUAUAGAUUACUUCCGCAACCACCUAGCACGUGCCGGUGGUGCCAACUAUGGGACUGGAGUAAGAGACCUCUGAGGGUCUAAUUUUUGCCCUCAGUGUGUGUGUCCACCUGAACUCUUGUACAGUGAUACAUAAAAUUACAUGGAAUGGAUGCAUUUCACAAAAAUCUCUUAUGCAGAAACUUUAAAACAGAUCUCAGAAUUAAGAUUUGUGCUACUACUGCAUUAAAACUUAAAAUUGAAAAACUGUAAUGAAAAAUCAUGUUCAUUGUGCUACAGUCAUCACUGAAGGAGCUGUGCUCUUAAAUAUCUGAAGUUUAGAAUGCAUUAAAUUUUGACAACUUUUGCCCAGUAAAUGGGUUAGAAUUCAAUGCCUCUGCCUAAUUGUGCAAUGACUCUUAACAAUAGUCUGUAUAAAAUGAAGCAAAUAGAAAUUUAAGCUAAACUUUGAUACAUUCUGAAAUGUGAGACAAAACAAAAGUUUUUUUUACAUAGCUUAACUAACUUUAAAUUUGUUUCCAUAAGGAUUAUUAAGGAGCAUUAAGAGCUCACAUGUGUGAGACUGGCAACUAGUCAAUUACUUUUUAACAGAAAUGCAUCAGGGAUCUAAGUAAAUGGUAAUGAAAAAAUCCACUGGUGAAUUGAAAAUCUUGUAAUUUUUGGUGAAGAUUAUUUUGUACAAAUAAUUUUACUGAUAUGUGUAUUCCUUUACAAUUAACUGGCGACUGCUGUGGACCAAAUUUUUUCUGGAAGUUAAAUUUUGUAGCUUUUUAUUAUAUAUGAAUGUGCACAAUUUUACAACUUUGCAUAUAUGCCUCCACAAAGAAAAAAAAGCAUUGCUAAAAGACUGGUAUCUACAAAGCUCAAAAAUUUUGGAGGCAACAUAUUUGCAGUCUUUUUAAAUCUCUCCAGCUUUCUGAAACAUUUUAAUGGAAAUUUGGUAUAACAUGCAAAACAACACUUAGUAUCAAAGAAUUUAUAUAUUAUACAUUUUAAACUGUACUAAUAUGGUAACUUCAUACAUUUCCAUGUAGACAUUAAAUGAGGGUUUAAAAAAUUACAGUGUUACUAUAGUUUUUGGAUCAACAUUUAUAUGAAAUAAAAUUUUCUGUCAAAA
This is a messenger RNA of Schistocerca nitens (vagrant locust), 1663 nucleotides long. Its product is annotated as coactosin-like protein. NCBI's taxonomy places the organism in Eukaryota, Metazoa, Arthropoda, Insecta, Orthoptera, Acrididae. The transcript is spliced from 5 exons. Gene Ontology annotation, biological process: regulation of actin filament polymerization. Bases 128 to 622 code for a protein of 164 amino acids. Gene Ontology annotation, molecular function: actin filament binding. Gene Ontology annotation, cellular component: plasma membrane; actin filament; site of polarized growth. The record is from RefSeq and is a predicted model, not a curated record.